This is a messenger RNA of Andrographis paniculata, 1953 nucleotides long. Its product is annotated as probable aquaporin NIP5-1. Gene Ontology annotation, biological process: transmembrane transport. Bases 651 to 1547 code for a protein of 298 amino acids. The transcript has 4 exons. NCBI's taxonomy places the organism in Eukaryota, Viridiplantae, Streptophyta, Magnoliopsida, Lamiales, Acanthaceae. Gene Ontology annotation, molecular function: channel activity. Gene Ontology annotation, cellular component: membrane. The record is from RefSeq and is a predicted model, not a curated record.
CCCCCCCCCCAACCACCCCCCCUCCCUUUGCUCGUCUUCUUCCUCAUCCUACAUUUCUAAUCCCAAUUCCUCCAUGCUUAUCGCUUCUUCCAAUCAACUGUUCUUCUGAUACAAACUUCAAUCUGGAUUUCUUACGCAGAAUCGCAACACCUUAAACAAACCUUUAUAAAAAUCUUCCCCAGCAUGUAAAAGUUUCGUUCCACACUUCAGUAUCUUCUCAAAAUCACCAAAAAAAAAAAAUAAUAAAAAAAAAAAGGGUUCUUUUUGUAUGAUUGGGUGAAUUUCUCUCUUCCUCCUGUAUUGAAUCAAGCUGGAGAGCUUGGAUUUUAGUGUUCUGUAACUGAAUCUUUAUAAAAGCCUGAAGAACAUGUAAAUCCAGCUUCCUUCCAUUCACCCAUAUCUUUUCCCCCAAAAAGAAACCCUAAAAAAAAUUAUACAUAUAUUUACAGUGUUUUCAACUAGGAAGCUGUAGAGAAGCGUCGAUCUGGGUACAGUUCUGGAUAUUGUGUAGCGAAAACCUUUAAAAAAGUCUUCCAGAUCAUGUAAUUGUAUCCAGAUUCACCUUUUCUGCGUUAAUCUUCGAUUAGGUUUGUUUUUUUUAAAAAAAAAAAAACAAAAACAAAAAAAAAGGAUUUGGUUUUUAGCUAGAGAUGGCAGAUUACGAAGUGGGGACGCCGACGAGGUCGUCGGCUCCGGCGACUCCAGGAACUCCGACGCCGUUGAUGCCGUCGCUGCGCGUGGACUCAAUGUCGUACGAUCGGAACUCAAAGCCUCGGUGCAAGUGCCUGCCCGUAGAUGCCCCAACUUGGGGGGCGCCUCACACCUGCCUGACCGAUUUCUCUGUGCCUGACAUCUCCCUCACCCGCAAGAUAGGAGCAGAGUUCGUCGGGACAUUCAUCUUGAUAUUCGCAGCGACGGCAGGGCCAAUCGUGAACCAAAAGUACGGCGGCGCAGAAACGCUGAUCGGGAAUGCGGCGUGCGCGGGGCUGGCUGUGAUGAUAGUGAUCCUGUCGACGGGCCACAUUUCCGGGGCGCAUCUCAACCCGUCGCUGACCAUAGCAUUUGCAGCUCUUCGACACUUCCCAUGGAUUCAUGUCCCGGCGUACAUUGCUGCGCAAGUCUCGGCAUCCAUCUGCGCCUCGUUUGCUCUCAAAGGCGUGUUCCACCCGUUCAUGUCCGGCGGGGUCACCAUUCCGUCGGUCAGCACUGGCCAGGCUUUCGCCCUCGAGUUCCUCAUUACCUUCAAUCUGCUGUUUGUCGUCACUUCUGUCGCUACUGACACCCGAGCUGUUGGGGAGCUAGCGGGAAUUGCUGUCGGGGCUACGGUUAUGCUUAAUAUUCUCGUUGCCGGGCCAUCGAGCGGCGGUUCGAUGAAUCCAGUGCGCACUCUGGGGCCGGCAGUUGCGGCGGGGAAUUACAAGUCGAUAUGGAUAUAUCUGGUGGCGCCGACACUCGGAGCUGUUGCGGGAGCAGGAAUCUACUCGCUCGUCAAACUCCGGGGCGACGAUGAACUCGAACCACGGCAGACGAGGAGCUUCCGCCGCUAGGCUAGGCUAGGCGGCGAUCAGCCCUUCCCUGCCGGUGCUGCUGCUGCUACUACUACUACUUGGUCUUCUACAGGUACGAUGUUGUUGAAAUACAGACAAAAGACUUACUGCUAAAUAUGGAUAUGGAUAUGGUGUGUGGUGAUGGUGAAAUAAAGGUCGAAGGAGAAAUGAUUGGGUGAUUGGAAUUCCUUUGGGACCAUUUAUGAUUGGAAUAUUCUUCGAUGAAGAAGACAAUGUUGGUGUGUUGGAAGUGGUGUUCUGUGUGAUUCCCAGCACCACUCUUACACUCUCUGCUUUUCCUUUCUUUGUCUGAAACUCUAUGUUGUGUGCUGUGCUGUUUGUUUGUGUGUUGUGAAAAAUCGUUACUGAAAAUAAGCCCUAAUGAUAAUAAUACUUAUUAGUGUGA